This is a messenger RNA of Dunckerocampus dactyliophorus (ringed pipefish), 4509 nucleotides long. RefSeq names its product SR-related CTD-associated factor 11 (gene scaf11). Gene Ontology annotation, molecular function: RNA binding. The record is from RefSeq and is a predicted model, not a curated record. The transcript has 15 exons. Bases 220 to 3783 code for a protein of 1187 amino acids. Lineage: Eukaryota; Metazoa; Chordata; Actinopteri; Syngnathiformes; Syngnathidae. Gene Ontology annotation, biological process: spliceosomal complex assembly.
UGCUAAAACUACCAGCCGCACUACCGGGACAUGUGGCCGAGAAUUUCUGAAAGGUGUACUCGGUUUUUAGCCACAAACAAGUUUAGCUUACCACGUUUAGCUCAGCGGUUUGUUAGCAUUUCAUAGAAAAAAGUUUGGAUCACCAACACAGUUUGGCGUGUAAAAGCCAAGCACGGGAGCACUUUAACCUGUGGGGAUCAGGACGGCCCGGGGCUGGACAUGACAGGAGCUGAAAGCGAUGGCCAGGGGCCGCCCCCUGACGGAAGCGACGGUGAGGAGGCAGAGCGAUGCCCUAUCUGCUUGGGUGUCCUGGCUAGAGGAGAGCUUGCCAUGCCUGACAGCUGCUGCCAUGUCUUUUGCCUGGGAUGUCUCCUCACUUGGGCAGAGUUGCAGAUGGUCCCCUCUUGUCCAGUGGACAGACGACCUUUCAGCAAUGUUUACAGAUGGGAUGGGAGUCUACGGUGUGUCAAGGUUCCUGUGAGGAGACGAGUAGCAGAACCUGAAGCUGAAAAUGGUCGAAACACCGAACAUGAAGUGUGUCUCAAAAGCAACCUUUGGAAAAGGUCCACAAGACAAAAGUCGGAGACGAUGGCCCAUUCCAAAACAAAAGGACUUGUGAGGAAAUGCAACAACGACCCAUCGUCAGUGAGCCGAAAAAAGGUGAGAGCAACAGCGUGCUGUGCGUGGCCGUCACCUCUAUUGAUGUCAUUAACCACGUCAACGCAGGACAUUACAGAGCCGUUGCUGGUGACAGAGGACAUACUGUAUGAAACAAAACGGUGCAAACGUCAGGUGCAAGAUUGCCUGUGGUUCUCUCCUGAUGCUCCCAUAACUGCGACUGGAACCUCAAGUUUCCUUCCCACUAAUAGGAACCACAGUCCAUUUACAUUUGGUCUCUGUUCAUCUCCCAUUACCUCCACGUCAUCAUUUGGACCUGGUCAUUUUGUUUUCCAGGUUGUGGUCUGCGCCAUUACUUGUCCUAAAGGAGGAGAGAAGCGGGGUGGACGGGCCUCAAACUCCAAAGUUCCCAGCAAAAAAGCAGAGUCUCUACCGUCCAGACGAUCAGGGCGCAACAGUAAACCCGAGGGUGAGCCGGCCGUGUCUGACCCGUCAUCUCCGCCACAAUCCAGUGUGUCCGACUCAGACUCAUCCAUCAGCCAGCCCUCCAAGCCGGGCCGGACUUCUCAGGUGCCAGGCAAAAGGAAGGGCAAGCAGGUAACAAACCGAAAGGCUGGUGGAAAACGGAAAAACACGAGAAAACAGCAGUCGUCUGAGUUUGUUGAAAGCCCAACAGCAAGCGAGGAUGAUGAGGUGGAUAGGAUUGACAGCACUGACAAGGAAGGAGACGAAGAUGAAGUGAAAGCUGAGAUGAACAACUCUGAGCAGCCUUCUGAUGCAGAAGGAAGUCUUAAUGCAGAUCAGGACAGUGUAGAUUCACCUGACGAGCAAAGAGCUGCAGAACCUUUAAGCAGUGAUGUGGAGCAGGACACGAAUGAGACAAUAGACAAAGACUCUCAUGAACAAAAACCAGAUGAGGGUGACAGCCACCCAUCUUCUCCCUCAAGCUCCCCUCCAAAAAGCCCUGAGUCAUGCUCAGAUGGCAAACCCAGCAUGCAAGAAGCGGAAGCCCCUGACAUGUCAACUUCAACCAGAGAAGAUGAGAAGAUCUCCACAUCGCCCUCAGAACCAGAGAACCCCAUGUCUCCAGACUGCGACAAGAUAGCUGAACAGGAUGAUGAAAUGGAGAUUUGUGCAGCCUCAGAAGAAAGCAAUGAUGCAAAACCUUUAAAGGAACAGCAAGCAAUAGUGUGUAAAAUCCUCAUGCAUGCUGAACAGUCUGAGGAAAAGAUUGCUAUCCAAGAAACAAAAGAAUCUGAGGACUCUGGUUCAAAAACAUGUAGAACAACAGAGUCAACAGAAGCGGACACUUCUAGGGAAGGAAUCAAGGAUGACAGUCUCACCAAAGAUGAUACUAAUGUAGUUCCUAUGGACUGUAGUUCACCCUCGAGCGAGCAUGGUGGCAAUACCAAUUUGGAUGUAUCAGACGAGAGGAUAGCAUCAGCUGCUGCCGGAAUUCCUUCCUCUGUUAAGCAAGAAAGUUCCAAGGACCAUGAGGAGAGAGACCUGAGCCAUGAGAGGAAGAAUGGCAGACAGCGGCGCUCUCGCUUCCACUCCCCAACCUCCUCCUGGUCUCCUAAGAGGGACUCCAGACGACAGCCAUCCAGGCGCUCGCGCUCUCAUUCGAGAGAACGUGCCAGCAGCCCGCCCUCCAGCCAGUCCUCCCGUCCUCGCAGCAGAGAAAGAGAUCGGGAGCGAGACAGAGAGAGAGACUACUCUAGGAGGGACCGUAGUCGUGAGAGGAAGAGGAGGCGAUCCAGGAGCCGUUCCAGAUCUAGGUCACGGUCUCGCUCAAGAACGAGAUCUUACAAACGCGGGUCCAGCCCGGAACACCCGCCCUCGAGCGAUAAGUCUCCCCAGAGGAAAGACCGACAGGGUGGCUGGAGGUCAGGGCAGGGCAGCGAGGGACGGAGGUAUCAUGCAGGCGCUGGUCGCUUUGAAAAUGGCAUCCCAUCCGAAGCGUCACCUGAAUGCCAGGGCUGGUCAGACAAUCCUGACUGGGUGACAGAAAAGACUCGCAGCGAAGCUGAGAGCAGGAGCUGGGACUUUAGUGGUGGCUCUCGAUGGGAAGACCGAGGGAGCAGGGGGGAGUCGAAAGGUCGUGGAGGCUAUGAACGUGGCCGGGGGGCAGGGUGGGGUGCUGGCAACCGCGGCUUUCACAGCCAGCAGGAGGAUGACAACCGCAGACAGCCACGAAACAACUCAGGUACAGGCAACAAUUCAGGGACUGACGCCUACAGCCGCUUCAACGAGAAUCGCGGUGGUGGCCGCAGGAAACAGGACUCAGAGACUGGCGACUCCAUGCUGGAUCGCUCAGGCUGGUCAUCAGCAUCCAGCUGGGCGGUCCGGAGGACACUUCCUGCGGAUGUUCAGGAUUAUUACUCCAAGAGGGAGAGAGGGGGAGCAGGCGCUUGGAACAGAACAGAGGAGGAACAACCGGCAUCAGAUCCCCCUAAAAGUGACCCUACCCUUCAGGCCAUACCAGGCAACGCACCGGCACCUGUGCUGACUGUGAUGCCGCCGCCGCCGCCGCCUCAGCUCAAUGUCCUUCAUCAUCACUUCCCUCUGCCAGGACCUCGGGGUCCCCUGCCGGUCAGCUUGCAGCCCACAGCGCCGUACGCAAUGCCCCCUCCAGUCCCUGUGCACCUCCACCCUGCCGUGCCGCUGCUUCAGGUGCCCGCUGUUGGCGCUCAGGUCCUCCCGCCACCUCCCCCGCCGCCGCCCCCAAUGCAGCAAGGGAGCCAGACAGCAGCAGCUCAGGCUGAUGGCCACACACAGAUGAGUACUGUGGCCACUUACGGAAAGCCAGGCCUGCUUCCUGCUUCAAGCAAAGUAGUUGUUGCUGUGGCAACCCAAGGUCAGCAAGCAGUCAACCAGGUGCUACCAUCGUCUACAACACAGUCAGGCCAGCAUAGCAAGGCCCAAGCGGACAGCUCCAAAAAAGAAAAGAAACAGCAAAUCCAAGAGAAAGCUGUAAAUGAAGUGAAGACAGCCAUAAAACCUUUUUACCAAAAGAAGGAAAUCACAAAGGAGGAGUACAAGGAGAUUGUCCGCAAAGCAGUAGAGAAGGUGUGUCACAGCAAGAGUGGUGAGGUGAACGCAAGUAAGGUGGCCAACCUGGUGAAGGCCUAUGUAGACAAAUACAAACACGCACGCAAAAAGUGAAUCACCACCUUAAUGCGGCGCAGCACUGCCCUCACAGACCCAUUGUGCAGCUCAAGUGCAAUUUCCUCUAGCUGGAAUUUAGCCUCCAAACUCGACAAUGAUGGAGAGCCGUGAUUUCUGUUUUUGAUAUCUCUACCUUUUAAUGAACUACAGUAUAUAGAUUGUUUUCUAUAGAUUUUCAUAUUUUGUUAGGAAAAAAAGAAUGACCCAAUCAAAAAUUGUAAUGCAAGAGCCCUUUAUUUUGCAUAGAUCCUGACCUGCAGAACUGCUGUAAGGAGAGCAUUGUGGCGUUUUGGGGGUGGUUGGGCGGGUAAUUUGAUACAAAAAUGCACCGCUUAGUAAAUCGUGUCUGCUUCUGUUGUUGAGAGAAUCUUCUAGGCUGCUGGCUGGAACUACGGAUUCCUCCUGUAUGGAAUCCUGAUUGCAAAAAUAUGUUCUUUUAAAACAAAAAAAAAAAGAAAAGUAUAUUCUGUAAUAUUCCAAAUAGUUUAAAAGCCUGCAUUCAUCUCAGUGGCCAGAUUUUUUAUUAUAACUGUCGCCCUGUUUGGUUGAGUAUCAGGAGAACAAAUCAGCAGCGAGUGUGUAAUAUAAGACACAGGUCCUGGGAGGGAACAAAUAAGGUGAAAUGAACCCUACCCACACCUGGAUGUGUAGUGAAUGUCAAUGCAUCAAGAUGAACUGUGCAAAGUAUCCAGAGAGUAGUGAAAUAAAGUAGCUGCUUCCUGA